Molecule: messenger RNA, 1665 nt
Organism: Scheffersomyces stipitis CBS 6054
Lineage: Eukaryota; Fungi; Ascomycota; Pichiomycetes; Serinales; Debaryomycetaceae
Gene: GAP1
Product: Gap1p
Exons: 1
Coding region: 1-1665 (554 amino acids)
Biological process (GO): amino acid transmembrane transport
Cellular component (GO): membrane
Molecular function (GO): amino acid transmembrane transporter activity
Source: RefSeq, a predicted model, not a curated record
AUGUGGGUUUCUUUCAAAGAUUCGUUCAAGCGGGCUGAACAGACUGAAACUUUGACUGCUGCAGACUAUGAUGAAGAGAAAGAGUUGACCAAUAUAGAAAGGAUAAACAUAAACGCAGCCAAUUCUACACUUAAAAGAAAAUUGAAGUCUAGACAUUUAGAAAUGAUUGCCAUUGGCUCUUCUAUAGGGACUGGUUUAUUUGUAGGUUGUGGAGGUGCAUUGAGAACUGGUGGUCCAGCUGGUCUCAUCAUUGGUUGGCUAGUUACAGCUACUGGGGUAUUUGCUACAAUGCAAGGAUUAGGUGAAUUGUCAGUAACUUUCCCUGUCAGUGGUGGUUUCAAUUUGUUCGCAAGUCGUUUCAUAGAGCCUGCGGUAGGGUUUGCUAUUGGCUGGAAUUACUUCAUGCAAUUUUUCGUAUUGCUCCCCUUAGAGCUUGUUGCUGCUUCGAUAACAAUCAAGUACUGGAAUGAUGAUAUCAACUCAGAUGUGUUUGUCAUCAUCUUUUGGUUAUUUAUAGUGUUCCUCACUUUGUUGGGUGUCAAGGCAUAUGGAGAAGCAGAAUUCUAUUUCUCGCUUAUCAAGGUAUUAGCAGUUAUUGGAUUCAUUAUAAUGAGCAUUGUGUUGGUUUGUGGAGGCGGUCCUACUCACGAGUUUGUUGGAGGUGUCAACUGGCGAACACCUGGGCCGUUUGCCAAUGGUUUCAAAGGAGUAGUUUCAACACUUGUUACUGCAGCUUUCAGUUAUGGAGGCACUGAGAUGAUUGGUCUUACAGCUGCUGAGACUGAAAACCCUCGCAAGACUCUUCCAAGAGCUAUCAAGCAAGUUUUCUGGAGAAUCUGUUUGUUUUACUUAGGCUCCUUGACCAUGGUUGCAACUUUGGUCAAUUACACAGACAACAGAUUGAUCGGGUCAUCUUCUGUAGAUGCAACUGCUUCUCCAUUUGUGAUUGCCAUUGUCAAUGGAGGUAUAAAGGGUUUACCAAGCGUCUUGAACGCUGUAAUUUUGAUUGCCGUUUUAUCAGUUGGAAACGCUUCUGUAUAUGCUACAUCCAGAUCCUUGAACUCGCUUGCUGAACAAGGAAUGGCUCCAAAAUGGACCGGAUAUGUCGAUAGAGCAGGAAGACCUUUGGUGGCUAUUUUGAUAACCGAUGCUUUCGGACUUUUUGCUUUGAUUGCAGCUAGCAACAAACAAGUAGAUGUGUUCAACUGGUUGCUUGCUUUAUCUGGACUCAGUUCUAUCUUCACUUGGUUAGCCAUUAAUGUCAGUCAUAUCAGAUUUAGAGCUGCCAUGAGAGCUAAAAACAGAUCUUUGGGAGAACUUGCCUACGUUUCUCAAUGUGGAGUCUGGGGUUCUUACUACGGUGCCAUAUUGAAUUCACUAGUUUUAGUUGCUCAAUUUUGGAUAGCUAUUUUUCCACUUGGAGGAAAGCCCAAUGCUAGUGACUUCUUCUUGUCCUACUUAGGAUUUCCAGUUCUUUUGGCUUCCUGGCUCUUCUACAAGGUAUGGAAGAAGGAUUGGACCCUCUUUAUCCGUGCCAAAGAUAUCGAUGUAGAUACUGGCAGAGCCAACAUAGACUUGGAUGUCUUGCAACAGACUAUCGCUGAAGAAAAAUCACAGCUUUCUGAAAAACCUUUCUACGUGCGGUGGUAUAAGUUCUGGUGUUGA